AUGUCAAGCUUGAUAAGAUCUAAACGGUUCAACAGUUUUACGAUCCAUAAAAAAUUUUUAAUUAUCAUCAUUAAAGCAGCAUUCAGCGAUAAACUUCUGAAUUCGUUAACGUUUCUACAUUGUCAUUAUCAACUUAAACCACGUCCCAUCCAUAGAGCAGCAAUUAUUAUCAAAGGUGAAAAAGUCAUUUCAACCACUUAA
This is a messenger RNA of Clunio marinus, 201 nucleotides long. The record is from the annotation of a GenBank genome assembly. NCBI's taxonomy places the organism in Eukaryota, Metazoa, Arthropoda, Insecta, Diptera, Chironomidae.